CCGACCGGCGCCAAAAGGAAACCGACGGCACCGUGUACUGGCUAUUAAGUGGAAGCAGAGUGUGUUGUGUAAACGUGGUCAGUGUGUGUAUCCGAGCUUAGUAAUCAACCAUGGCAUCGUUGAAGGUUGCCGUCCGGGUUCGUCCCUUCAACCAAAGAGAACAUGAACUCGGCGCAAAGCUCAUCGUGCAGAUGGAUGGAAAGAAGACUCGUUUGCUGAAACCGAAACUUGGCAUUGGCAAUGGCAUACGGGGCGAUCUCGCGUCCCGUGCGGCCCAGGAUCCGUUUAACGACUUCACGUUCGAUCAUUCGUACUGGUCGGUGGACGAACAUGAUCCCCACUUUACGCCGCAGGAAACCGUUUUCGACGAUCUCGGUACGGAGAUAGUGGACUGUGCGUUCCAGGGUUACAACGCAUGCGUGUUCGCGUACGGGCAGACGGGAAGCGGCAAAACGUUCACGAUGAUGGGCACACCGGAAGCGCAAGGACUUAUCCCGCGCAUCUGUCGGUCACUGUUCGCGCGCAUGAAGCUGGGCCAGGAGGAGGGUACGGGAUACAAAACGCAGUGCUCCUAUCUGGAAAUUUACAACGAGCGGGUAAAGGAUCUGCUCGGACCUAGCGGUGCUGGGCAUGGUUUGCGUGUGCGCGAACACCGCACUCUCGGGCCGUACGUGGAAAGCUUGUCCCAGCAUCCGGUGUCGGACUAUUCGGAGAUACAGAAUUGUAUGAUACAGGGUAAUAUCCAGCGGACGACAGCCAGCACGAACAUGAAUGAUACGAGCAGUCGAAGCCAUGCGAUCUUCACCAUAACCUUCGUCCAGGCACGCUACCUCAACGAUCUGCCAAGCGAAACCGUGUCCAAGAUCCAUCUGGUGGAUUUGGCCGGAAGCGAGCGGGCCAAUGCAACCGGUGCUACCGGGCAAAGGUUAAAGGAGGGCGCCCACAUCAACAAGUCGCUGGUAACGCUGGGCAGCGUUAUUUCCGCACUGGCCGAGCAAACCAAUCCGACCAACAACAAACGCGUGCUGUACAUCCCGUAUCGCGAUUCCAUCCUAACGUGGCUGCUGAAGGACAGUUUGGGUGGCAACAGUAAAACGAUCAUGAUCGCUGCCAUCUCACCGGCAGAUGUAAACUACAGCGAAACGCUCAGUACGCUGCGGUACGCAAACCGGGCGAAGAACAUCAUCAACAAGCCGACGAUCAACGAGGAUCCAAAUGUGAAGCUGAUACGCGAGCUGCGUGAUGAGAUAUACAAGCUGAAGCUGAUGCUCUCGAGCGACAGCGGUGCCGCUCUCGAGCCCCAGCUCAAGGUGCUGGAAGAUCUGCACAAAAAGGAAGCACAGGAAAAGGUGCUGACCGAGGAGUGGACGGAGAAAUGGCGCGAGGCGCAAACGAUUUUGCGCGAGCAGCGUUCGCUAGGUUUGCGCAAAUCGGGUGUCGGUGUGGUGCUCGACUCGGAGAUGCCGCAUCUGAUUGGCAUCCACGAUGAUAUUAGCACCGGCGUGACACUGUACAGCUUGAAGGAAGGUGAAACAACGAUCGGCACAGAUGAGGCGCCAUACCCGCAGGACAUUUCGCUGAACGGUAUCGGUAUCGCACCGGAGCACUGUCGCAUCGUGCUGUCGAAUGGAAAUGCGACCAUUUAUCCCAAUCCGAACGCUACCUGUCUGUUAAACGCGAGCAUUAUAGAAGUGCCGACCGCGAUCAGUCAGGGCGAUAUAUUGUUGCUGGGCCGGACGAACAUGUUCCGGUACAACAAUCCGGCCGAGGCGGCCAAAAUGCGUCAAGAGCACAGCCACCAGCAGCGAUCGUCUCGGCUCGAUCUGUCGCGCCUCUCGUUGAUAGCAGCAUCGCGCGAAAACCUAUGCGCUAGCUUUCUAAGCGAUGACGACGGUGGAUCUUCGCUGAGCUUAUUUGGUGGUGGUGCUGGUGGCACUAUGGCCUCACCACAAAACGCCUUCCGUUUCCGGCAGUAUACACCGAGCAGGGAGGAUGCCGAGCUGCAGGAUGAACAUCGGAAGAUUUUGCAAACGAUCGAAAAUGCGCUGCGCCAGCUGAAUCUGGAGCGUACGCGCAUGCACGAACAGUUUAAGCAUAAGAUUAAACUGUGCACCGAAGAGCUGGACCGGCUGGAAAGCACAAAGCGCGAUCGGUUGACAAUUUUGGACUGCCGGAUCGGGGAGCUGAUGGCACGGAAGGAGAUGGUACUGUGGGAGAAAAGCAAUGAAAAGACGCAAGUAGACAUAUUAGUGCGACAGCUGUCGGCUCUGCAGACACAGCUGGAUACGAAGAAGCGCGAUUUCUAUGAGUACGUCGCGAAAGAGCUUCAGGAGUUGCAGGAUUGUGGCCGUCUGGACGAGGCAAGCAGCGAACUAAUACGAAAUGCUCCUCAGACGGAGGAUUAUUCGGAAAUUUUACUUCAAAUAUCUCGCUCAUUGGAUAACUACUCGCAGCAGUACAUACGGGAGUUUGUUAGGCGCAAUCGCGAUGAGAUCAAUAAGUAUGAGACGGAGCUAAACGAAAAGGAGCAACUGCUGGCAGAAAGUACCCAAAAGAUUGCCGAUCUGGACCAAAAGAUACAGGAAUUAAUGCAGCAGAACAUGGAUUUGUUACAACAGCGAACCCAGCAAGAGUUAGAACAAAUUCAACAGAAGAAGCUUUCCAUGACACUCAAUCUCACGCACACCAACGUUGAAGCUGAUGGUGAGAAGGGAAUGGGUGAACGUACCGACCUACUGCUGGGUGUAAAUCGUGCAGGGACGCUAGAAACGUGUGACACUUUCCACACGGCCAAUUCGGAUUGUUCCUUCGUAUCCGCGCUCAACACGCCCGCGUUGAAUUCGUUGAACCAGCUCAUACCGACACCGAGCUCAACAGAGGACGGUACCGAAUCUGAUACGGGCGAUCGUGACUACGAGGAGGCUGUAUCGAACGGUGGCCUGCACGGCGGUAUGAGCGAUAGUGGUGUUAGCUUCGAAACCAAUAAGGCCACCGAUACGGCUGCCGCUUUGUUGGCCGAAGCGGACGAAAACGAAAGUGAGGGCAGUGUGGCUGGACAGAACGGCCCUGCAAGCGGGACGGCAAAGUUGCUCUUUCAAUCAGACGAUCAUUGUCUCCUGUUAGCAACUUCAUCGACUCCAAACCCAAAGUACGGUGGCAAAAAGAUGCCCACCACCACCACGACCGUGAUCGUGACGGAUGGAAACGGGCUGUUGAAAUCGAACCAACAGCAAUCGCCUCGCUUGCGUCACAAAUCGUCCGAUUCGGAUGAGGAGCGUACCACGGUAACGACGAUGUCAUCGACGGGUACACCCGGCUCUAAUCGGUUAAAGCUUUCACUCCCGAACCGAAACCGAAGCAAUAACAGCAAGAGUAGUAGCAUGCGUACGGAAAUCUUUGACAUCAGGCACGGCAUUCAUCCGUUACGGGUAAGCAGCGUUAGCAGUGGCACCGAUGGAAGCCACGAAGAGGAGGACGAUGAAGAGGAGCAGACGGGUAGACGUCGGCAUGAGGACGACGAGGAGGAGCGAAGGUCGCGUGGUUCAUCCAUCGACAACAGUUCGAUAACUUCGUCGACGGCGAAUCUGAUCCUGUGCGAAAUGAACCAUCUGCGUGAAUGUAUCGCUAGCAAGAAGGCGGAAAUUAUGAAAAUUCUCGAAACGAACGGCGAUAAAAAGUUGCUGGAUGGAAAGAUCGGUGAGCUGCAGGAUUUGCAGAAGCGUAUCGUGCAGCUAGAAAUUAAGAUACAGGACGUGGAGAAGAGUUGUCUGUCGGAUGGAGAGUUGCAGCUUGAUUCGAUGCGCGACAUUCCGGAGAGCUUUACGGAUAGUGAUGAUAGCCGGGUGGGAAAUUCAUGCAUCUAUCCGGGGUAUAUAAGAUCGCGCGAGCAAAAUAGCAUCUACGCACCAAGCGUUACACGAUCGUUACCGUCCAUGGAAGGAACCUAUCGUUCGGAUCAUGCAAUAAACAUACCCACGUACAUUAUACGAGGUGCGGGAAAACAAACGCAUUAUGAGUACGAGGUAAAGAUUAACUUGCCCGACGAACGGUGGACAUUGCUGCGACGAUACAGCCGUUUUCGUGAGCUCCAUUUAACGAUGAAGAAACUGUAUGGCGAUAAGAUUGCGACCAUACCGUUUCCGAGGCGUGAACUGUUUGCAUCCAACACGGAAUCGGUGGCGAAAACGAGACGUCGCCAGCUAGAAACGUACCUGCGCCGCCUAUUGGUCGUGUGUGCCAAAAUUCCCCACUGUUCCAUCUACGAGGGAGAAGGACGACCCGGUCUAACCAAACAGACGCUUAUCGAGUUUCAUCCAUUUUUCAAGAAAGGCCUAUUCGAAACGGGCAAACAUGGAACCGGAUAGUACACGAGCGAACGGUUGCUUUUGUAAAGGUUUCCGGGGUGGGCUGGUUAUAUUUUUGUGAUGUAAAAGACUUUUAGAUUUCUAGACCAUAAUUUGUUAGGGUUUUGUUUUUAGGUUAGGAAUACAAUAGGUAGGAACAAAUCAACCGGUUCGAUUAGUGGUUAGUCCGUUUGUUUUGUAUUGAAGGGACAUUGCAGAAAUCCAAUGAGCGCGCCCCUUUGCGGUGAAAAAACAAUCAACCGGUUCCGUAGGCGAUGCAAUGUAAUGCAAUAAGUUUUAAUUCUACGUUCUGCUAUCAAAUUGUUUCCUUCCUUUUACGAUAGUUUGAGUGGCCUUUGAUUGUUCCACGGUGUCUUACCCCCCUUUCAAAGUAGCAUCGAAUAGCACAGCAGUUAGGCUCAAAGCAGAAAUGACAAAACAAUGACAAUAAUAGCUGAUCCCGCGCGUGCUAUUGCGUAUGUGUGUGCUGAUACGUUAAAAACGAUGUUACUUCCAUCCAUUUCCCCUGCAAAAAGGAUGCACCAUCGGUACCGUCGUCUCCUUGGGCCCAGCUUCACCGGACUUUAUCGUACGCAUAGAUAAAGUGUUGCUCGGUUGAUAGUUUCUCGAACACAGGGCCUUAAGGUGGAUGAUGGGAAAAGUUAGCACGAAUUGUAAAAUGAGAAAAAUGUAUAUAGUACGCAUCAUUAGGUCUGUGCGUUAAUUAUGAAACCAAACUAGUGAGUGGAGUGAAGCAAAAAAGAAAAAGAAUAUCAUUCGGAAAAUAAUUCUAAUUAAACUAUUGUUAUAAUCUCCACAUACACACACUCAAAAGAAUAACAAACGAUCAUCACAAAUCAUAAUCACCGUCAUAUCAAACACCACGUACAACGCGUGCAACCCAUGUAACUGUGUUCCGGUUUGGUAAAAAUGUUCAUCAAUUGUAACUAACUGUGAUUAUUCUUCUCCCGCUACUGUUCUAGUUGUGCUAAAACCCUUCCCAAAGUUAUGUAGUUGCUUCCCGUUAUAGUGUAGCUUGCCCAAUGACAGGGCACCGCCGUUACGAAUGAUCUGUAUUUGACGAUCGAGUGCUUUCUUCCACCGUUUAGAUAAACUCUUUAUCCUUCCCCAAUGUGUUAUCCUCUCUUUGUUUCGUGUGAUAGAAUGUAUUUUUCUCCUGCAAACCUGUCUAUUAUGUAAGGUUUCCAAGUUAUUAAGUGUGUAAGAAAUAGUUUUUUUAUAUAUACAAACAAGGAAAUCUAAAGCUAGCUUUAAACACAACUGUGCUGACAUAGAACAACAAAUGUUGUAGGGCCUAUCAUUUGUGUGUGCUGCGUAGCAAUACGCUUCUUCCCCUUUGUGCAUGGGUUUUACUCGGUUCCUUUAUUUUGUUUUAAACAGUAGUUCAUUUGCUAUCCGUUUUGGCGACAUUUCCGUGCUUCAACUCUUUCUGGCGCUGAGCAGUACGAUUCAAACGUAAUAAUUAAGUAACUCAGGAGCUUGUUUACAACAGAGGCCUGUAUUGAAGUAUAAGAAACGAUUAAUGUUUAGAGCGGAACAGCCAGCGAUUCGUUGAACGUUGAAAACAGCCUGUAAUAUGAGGAAUGAAAAUAGAACAUCAAAUAACAACAUUUACAUACCGUUAUGUAUGUUGUAGUAAAGAAUUUAAAACAAAAAAUACUAAUGAAAUAAACAUGUAUAAAAAACACCCCAAAACACAAAACAAAUGAACUCGUUUCUCCCUGGAUUGUAGCAUGCAAUAUGCAGAAGAGAUAAAGGCGUACGGAAUGAGAUAGUUAAAUAAGUUAGCUUAACUCUAAAAACUAGAAAUAAAGCGACUGAUGAAUUGUGUCUAGUGUGUUGGUAAGCAAAAUUUCGACUAGUAAAAGUGGUAGCAAAAUUGAACGCAAAUCAGAUGGUAGGAAACAAAAUGAAUCAAAUGGAUGAUUAGACUGUACUGGGCGAUCAAUUAAAUUCGAUGUAAAGUGUAACGGAUGAUUGAAAUUACACAGAAAAUGAAAGAGUUUUUAAUUUUCCAUUCUUUACGGAUGGUUGGUUUUAAGACCUUUCUGCAGACACAAAUCGGGACUAAUUCCACUGACGGUGAAGUUACAGAAAAAUUGAAUGCGGUAAAGAAAACAAA
This is a messenger RNA of Anopheles moucheti, 6486 nucleotides long. RefSeq names its product kinesin-like protein Klp98A (gene Klp98A). The record is from RefSeq and is a predicted model, not a curated record. Lineage: Eukaryota; Metazoa; Arthropoda; Insecta; Diptera; Culicidae. The coding region runs from base 111 to 4364 and encodes 1417 amino acids. Gene Ontology annotation, molecular function: phosphatidylinositol binding; microtubule binding; ATP binding. The transcript has 8 exons. Gene Ontology annotation, biological process: microtubule-based movement.